Molecule: messenger RNA, 1284 nt
Organism: Parastagonospora nodorum SN15
Lineage: Eukaryota; Fungi; Ascomycota; Dothideomycetes; Pleosporales; Phaeosphaeriaceae
Exons: 2
Coding region: 1-1284 (427 amino acids)
Biological process (GO): protein phosphorylation; regulation of glucose metabolic process
Cellular component (GO): mitochondrion
Molecular function (GO): pyruvate dehydrogenase (acetyl-transferring) kinase activity
Source: RefSeq, a predicted model, not a curated record
AUGGCAUACAUUCAGCGACCGCUGAUUAUCCAAUCGCACAUCAUACGAUUGUGCUGCCCGCGCACAGUUAGAAGGACAAGGAGCGGUCCGUUCGCGAGGGUACAGAAUCGCAAACUGCACACAGAGACUGUGACAGACAACGACAUCUCUCGGUUGGCGAGUCUGCCGUUGCAUCCUCUGACGCUUGCCGACCUGGUCAAUCUGUCUACGUUGCUACCAUGGGCGGAGCACGAGAUAAAGACGCUGGAGGAGGAGGUGAAGUUCACAGAGGUCAUGGCUGACCUGGUGCAAACACACGCGAAUACCAUAAGCAUACUGGCAAGAGGUUUCCCUCGAAAGCACGAAAGUACAUCCAGCCCUAAGGAUGUGACGCGCUUCUUGGACGAACAUCUGCGGGCCAGGAUAGGCACGCGCUUGAUCGCAGAGCAGCAUCUUUCGCUGCACUUUUCGAGUCAGCCGCACAAAGAGGUCAUGCACGAGUCAGAAGAAAAUGCAGGCUACAUUGGCGUUAUCGACACCAAGCUCAAGCCUGCUACAAUUGUCGAGCACUGCGCCAACACCGUGGGCGAGAUCUGCGAGCUCAAGUACGGUGUACGACCUACGGUUGUCAUCAACGGCGAGCCAGACUACACCUUCGCACACGUCCCAGUUCAUCUCGAAUACAUAAUCACGGAGCUGCUGAAGAAUGCGUUCCGCGCAACAGUCGAGAGCGGUAUGGAGCGUGAGCCGAUCGAAGUCACAAUCGCCCCGCUGCCAGAGCUACUGCCAGAAGACACUGGGGAGAAGGACUCGGAGGAUCUGGCCAAGAGGCGCGUCGAGAAUGUUGAUCAGGGCAACGCAGAUGUAGCAUCGCACGCUUUUACUGGCCUCCACGGAAACGCCGCUGCGAAGAUCGAUUCGAACAUUCUGCCCCUCAAGCACUCUACGCCGGGCGUCACCAUCCGCAUACGUGACCGUGGCGGCGGCAUAUCGCCCGAUAAUCUCCAUCAUAUAUGGGACUACAGCUUCACGACAUUCAACGACGACCAGGCAUCUUCUACCUUAUCGGGCUCACAUAGUUCGCAUACGGGCAUGGAUGCACUGAAUGCCAUGUCUGGCCCUGGCGGCGACGGGGCACACAGUCUUGCUGGGCUUGGGUAUGGAUUGCCGCUCGGAAGAGCAUACGCGGAAUACUUUGGCGGAGGCAUAGCAGUGCAGAGCUUGUGGGGCUGGGGCACGGAUGUGUAUCUCAGCUUGCGGGGCGUGGGCAGAGUAGACGGAGACGACAAAGAAAAGAAGAGGUAG